Temnothorax curvispinosus is the source of this 2258-nucleotide messenger RNA. RefSeq lists its product as uncharacterized. Bases 302 to 1006 code for a protein of 234 amino acids. NCBI's taxonomy places the organism in Eukaryota, Metazoa, Arthropoda, Insecta, Hymenoptera, Formicidae. The record is from RefSeq and is a predicted model, not a curated record. The transcript is spliced from 6 exons.
UCGAAGAUUAUGUUUUAAUAAUUUGAAAAUUGAAAUACAAAAGUGUCAAAUGUUCGUGAUUAUAAAAAAAAAGGCCAAUGUGGAAAUAGCGUACUUUCCGACUACCAUUAUUCAAUUUACCGUUCGAUCGUUCGAUAAAAGAUUUUUUUGACGCCACAUUACAUAGGCCCCUCUUUUAUAUUUUAACCCCUUUGAAAGGGGUACAGCAACCCCUUUCCCCAUAAAAAGGGGUAGCUGCUAAAAAAGGGUGCUGCAGCAGCAGAAGUAUUGACUAUGCUUCUUCAGCGGUUUGAUACGACACAUGGGAUUUUGGCUGCUCCGUCCGAGCAUGCUCGGUAUCCCGGAGACUGCUGCUCGCUGUCCCUCUCCAACGUUCCUUACGGAGGAUAAACUCCUGGGGGUUGGCCGGGAGCUGCCUGUGAUUGGGCAGGCUCGUAUUGGAUCUACCCCGCGGACUACUCUGCAUGGAAAGGGUAGCUCAGUUCGCCACAAGCUGUUGUCAAAACUGCUUCGCAGUGUGUCUGUUUGCCAAGUAGUUGCCAGGAUGUCAGGAUUAUGUGAAGUGGCAGCUUUGAAAGGAGAGACGAAAGCUCGUGCGCGGGCGGCACAGGAUUACGGGAAUCGCAUAGACAGGCCUGUGAACACGUGCGAAAAUCUCGUGUCUCGACGUUUGCGCCUACGGCAUCGAUCGUUCUUCAGUUUAGCGUUCCUCGCAUCGGGAAAAUCCGAUUUCUCCUCACCUCAUCCCUUCGCACGCGUGCGAACUAUGAGAAUGACGGCGUGGAAGGACGCGACUGGUCGGCGAGACGACAAAUUACAGAGAACGAAACGAUGGCUGGAUCACCGUGCGCCGCGAGGAGACAUUAAAAUGCCGUGCCGCAAAAAUCGAACGAAGUGGGAGGCACCGUGGUGCAUUUUGCGUCACGGUCACGCAAAUCUGCUGUCGAUUGGCACGAGUUACGGCGUCGCGAAACGGUUGGCCGCGGACACGUUCGGAAGUCAAUGACGGAUCGGCAUAGGAAAGAAACGGAGCCAUUAACUGGCCGGCGAACAGAAGAAACGACCUCGCGAUCGCGCCGUGACGAGAAUCCGUCGCUGAUGUUGAUCAAUGCUGCAGUUCACGGGUUUAAUGCGAUCGACGGGAGGUGCUCGAGUCGCGAAAGUGCUCCAAAUGGCUCCGGUGAUGACUCACGACAAUAUCUCCGGCGACGUUAUUAUCAGAGAAUGGACCCACGAAUCGAAUUAAUUUUCUCAAACACGAAGCGGCUCGAUUGCGACCGCGUGGGCGAAAUUAGGUGUUCUCCAUUAGAGUGGUCCGACCCGUUUACAUUCACCGACCGGAAAUACAAGAUAGUACGGCUGCUUUUCAAUUUAUACGGAAAAGCUUCUUGUGUACCAUCGUUACAUUUCCGCAAGGAAUCGUACGCAACAAGAAGCCGGGUAGCCGACGGUGGUCGGCGGCCGUCAUUGAUCUCCUGUUAGAAUCGGAUCACUUCGAUGUAACAAGAUAAAUAGUCAGCGGGACACCGUCGGUGGUCGAGGGUGCGGAUCGCGGAGUCAUGCUGACUAUGUAUCUGAUCAAGAGAAUCGAGUAUGCGCACGCUUGUCCGAUCUGGGAGUACUUAACGUGUACACCAUGAAGGUUCGCUGGUCGCUCGACAAGCCGAUGGGACACUUUUCAAUUCGCUUACACGAGAUGAAGUCGUCGGUCGGGCCUGUGCGUGAGAAUUAAAUAUUACUGGUAAUUCUUAUCUCUUGGCAUAAUAUUGUUUCGCGUAGACGAAAAAUAGCGAGCAAACCGUAAUCGAUUUACUUACGCUACAACGACGAGAAAAGCGAUAAACGAUUGACUAAGAAUCACCGAAGCAAGAACUAUAUCGGAUUGCGCAUCAUCUAACCGCAAAUCUCACGAUCUAAUGACAAAUUCUCGCUUUAACGUUUCUCAUGGCGCGCUCACCGGCGGGGAACCCCCAGGCUUCCGAACAGCGCGAGCCCGAUCGGCUUUUUAUCCCCGUGCCGGUUUUUGCACGAUCAUCGGGACUUUCGUCACGGCAACACCCGGGCACGUGACGCCGUGAACACGGUGUUACAGGUGUUUGCGCCCAUCCACAGUCUCGACUAUGAUGACAUCCUUUCGAAUCGAUUCGUCAGACUUUCCCUCUCCUGGAUUUUUGUCUCUACCACCCGCGAGUGUGAAAUGGUAACGUUCCAGGAAAACGUCAACCGAUCGCGCGAGACUAUCGACCGAUCGACCGGCC